GUGCAGCCUCACACCACCCUCUUCUUUUUCCUGUACGCUUCUUGUCUCUGAGGGUUUGGAGGGAAAAAAAAAGAAAAAUGGAGCUCGAUGAGCAUGGCUUCCUGGAAGAGCUUCUGGCUCUCAGGAGGGAUACAUGGGACACUCUUCCCACUGGAAUGAGUGAGUUCUUCUCCAGUGAAGGCAGCUUGGACUGCUUCCAAGAGGGCCAAGGCUUGGUACCUCCCAGCUUCUCAGCGUUUGGAGGCCUCGCCCCGCCGGCGGAGCCGAAUUUUGAUUGUUUGAGUGAAGUCUACUGCCCGUUUGGUGCUGGGUUUGCCCCGGCAGCACCGGAGAUCCAGUCGCUGUCGGUCCGGCCGGCGUUGGAGGAUGCCAAGGUUGGUUUGGUCCAUGGUGAUCGGCAUGGUGUGGUGGGAGAUGGGCAGGCAGUUUGCAAGGUGGAGAUGGGGCCGUCGGCGGAGGCGCCGGCGGUGUUUGGGAUGGGUGGCUGCAUGGAGAGGAAGAAGAAGAAGAGAGCUGAGGGUCUGCCGUCGAAGAAUCUGAUGGCCGAACGGAGGCGGAGGAAGCGGCUCAACGAUCGCCUGUCGAUGCUCCGGUCUGUUGUUCCAAAGAUCAGCAAGAUGGAUAGGACUUCAAUUCUUGGUGACACCAUAGAUUACAUGAAAGAGCUGCUGGAAAGGAUCAAACGACUGCAGGAAGAGAUAGAAGUGGGGCCGGAUCAGCCGAAUCUAUUGGGCAUCUUCAAGGAGUUGAAUCCCAAUGAGAUAUUGGUGAGGAACUCUCCAAAGUUUGAUGUCGAAAGGAGAGACUCCGACACCCGAAUAGAGAUUUGCUGUACAGCGAAGCCAGGUUUGCUGCUGUCGACCGUGAACACUCUAGAGGCUCUGGGACUGGAGAUCCAGCAGUGUGUUGUUAGCUGCUUCAAUGACUUUGGAAUGCAAGCUUCUUGCUCUGAGGAUGUGGAGCAGAGGGCUGUGAUAAGCUCUGAUGAGAUAAAGCAGGCAUUGUUCAGGAAUGCAGGAUAUGGAGGAAGGUGUUUGUAGAAGAGAGAUUCAAGGGGGAGCAGGUUUCAGGGCUUUUGCGCAUCUCUGUCUCAGUGAGAAGCUUGGAGGUGAAUAACAGAUUUGGUUGCUGGCAGCUUCCCCAGCCUAUAUGACUUGUAGUACCUGGUUAUUAUUGCUUACUACUAGUUCAGAGGUGACCAUCAAUGUGAGGGUGUUUCUCUCCUUCACAUACUGCAAGAAAAAAAAAAAAAGGAAAAUCUGAUUGAGAUGUUUUUGUAAUGUGGGGUUGUGUGUUCAUAAUUUUUGUGAAAAAAAUGAGCAUAACUGACCAGAAUAUGUUCUCC
Messenger RNA from Elaeis guineensis (African oil palm), 1345 nucleotides. RefSeq names its product transcription factor BHLH3. Lineage: Eukaryota; Viridiplantae; Streptophyta; Magnoliopsida; Arecales; Arecaceae. Gene Ontology annotation, molecular function: protein dimerization activity; sequence-specific DNA binding; DNA-binding transcription factor activity. The record is from RefSeq and is a predicted model, not a curated record. Gene Ontology annotation, cellular component: nucleus. Gene Ontology annotation, biological process: regulation of DNA-templated transcription.